This is a messenger RNA of Akanthomyces muscarius, 879 nucleotides long. RefSeq lists its product as uncharacterized. The transcript is spliced from 4 exons. Lineage: Eukaryota; Fungi; Ascomycota; Sordariomycetes; Hypocreales; Cordycipitaceae. Gene Ontology annotation, molecular function: high-affinity secondary active nitrite transmembrane transporter activity. Gene Ontology annotation, biological process: nitrite transport; transmembrane transport. The coding region runs from base 1 to 879 and encodes 292 amino acids. Gene Ontology annotation, cellular component: membrane. The record is from RefSeq and is a predicted model, not a curated record.
AUGGAGACGUUCAAUGCGAAUGCUUACACGCCGCUGGAGACGACCGAGAUAUGCUCUCGUGUCGGCACCAAAAAGGCCAACAUGCGUGUCGACAAGAUCUUCUUCAGUGCCGUCAUCGCAGGCUGCUACCUCGCAUUUUCGUCUUCGGUGUGCCUGGUCAUCAACACAUCUCCGUGGUACCAAGAGAACGCGCCUGGUCUAAUUCGCAUGAUUGCUGCGAUAGUCUUUCCCCUGUCACUCGUAAUGAUUGUUCUGACAGGGACGGAUCUCUGCACUGGUAGCUUUAUGUAUACGACCCUUGCUGCACUCCACCGUCGAAUCAGUGUUUGGAAAAUGCUCAUGCACUGGGCUUUAACCUUCUUCGGCAACUUAGCCGGCUCGCUCUUCAUUGUCGGCGUCAUCAUCGGCUAUGGGGGCGUCCUCGACGACAAGCUGUACCGCGACGAAGCCAUCAAAUUUGCCGACAAAAAGGCAUACACACCGAUGUGGCAUCAAAUUUUUCUUCGAGCGAUUGGCGCAAACUGGCUUGUCUGCGUUGCCUGCUGGCUGGCAUUCCAGGCGCGCGAUGUUGCCGGCAAAAUUGCUGGCAUCUGGUGGCCAGUCUUUGCCUUUGUGGCGCUUGGCCUCGAUCACGUUGUCGCCAACAUGUUCUUUAUCCCCAUGGCGAUAUUUCUCGGAAGCGCACAUAUUAGUGUCGGCUAUUACAUCUGGAAGUCCAUGAUUCCAGCUCUGCUCGGCAACAUUGUGGGUGGUGGCCUCUGCGUCGCUACCGUUCACUGGUACUUGGAUCUCACAGGAAUCCCCGAGCCGGUUCGCAUCGAUGGCAAACUUUACAAAGAAGACGAAAAGGCUGUGCAUAGCGAAAGCAGCAGCGUAUAG